UCAGCCUCUAGGCAGCCACCAUUUUGGGAGUCAAAACACCCAACAAACAGCAGUGCACACCUCCACGCUUCUCUCGUAGCCUUACUAUGGUUCACACAUGUGUGGUGGCAGGCUGUAGGAACAGAAGGACACCAGGCACCACCUUAUCUUUCUACCGUUUCCCCCGGGACCCCGAGAGAAAGCAGCGCUGGAUAGCUGCUGUGAACCGAGAGGGCUGGGUGCCAAACGACGGCAGUCGGCUGUGUAGUACUCACUUCCUCUCAGGUAAACAGGUGAAGAAUCCACGUUCGCCAGAUUAUGUUCCUUCUGUGUUCACAUCAGAUCCCUUAUCCCCAGAGAUGAAGGAGCAAGGUGCCUUGGAGAUCCCGGACAAGCAGGAAGCACGCGUAGAGGCGGCUAACGCCUUGUUGUUCCUGCAGGGCCAGGGAAGGUCUGUGGUGGCGGAGUGGGGCCAGGAAGAGCAUCCUGAGGAGAGGGAGCAGAAGGCCGCUGUGGAGGAAAGCGCGUCUUCUUCCCUCAGCACUGAUGAAGACGAUGACGACGACGAUGAAUCUAUGAGUGACAGCAAGAAAGGAAAGUAUGCUCAUACGUGUGAUGCAGCAGUUAACUUUGAUGACGUCCUGAAAGCCCUGAAAAAGGAGAACCAGACCCUCAGGGAGUCUGUGGACAAAAUGUCCCUCUCUGAGAACUCUUUGAGGAACGAUGCAGAGAAAGUCAAGUUUUACACUGGUCUGCCCAACUACUUUGUCCUGGAGACGGUCAUGUGGCUGCUGGCGCCUCACAUGGACGGGAUGAAAACCGUGAAGCUCUCCAAGUUCCAGCAGCUGCUGCUGACACUGAUGCGACUCCGCCUGGAUUUACGCAACCAGGACCUGGCUUACCGCUUUGGUGUUAAAGUCGGCACAGUAACCAGAACAGUGCACCAGAUGGUCAACAUCAUGUCCUCCACUCUGGUGCCGACAGCUGUUUUCUGGCCCUCUAGAGCCGAGCUCCGGAAAAACCUGCCGGCAGCUCUGCGCACCUCCCACCCCGACUGCGCUGUCAUCAUAGACUGUUUCAUAGUGCCUUUUGAGGAGCCGGUUUCCCGGGGCAACCAGCAGCAGCAGCAGAGGGUGGUGCCAAGCUCUCAAGGGGUAGGGACAAGUUCUAAUGUGUUAAAGUAUCUGAUUGGUGUGGCUCCACAAGGCGUUGUCACCUUCGUCUCUAGGGGCGUGCUGGGAAACGUCAGUGACAAAAGCCUGGCUGAGGGCUGUGGAUUUCUCUGCAAGCUUCUCCCAGGCGAUGUCGUAUUGGCGAGUCGCAGUCUCAACAUUGCAGAUUCUGUGGCUGCCCGAGGAGCCCUGUUUACAAUUGCUGGCACCUACCAAGGGGAGGCGCACGGGAGCUCGGCGGGCUCGCCACUGGCUAAUACUUCCUCUGAGACAGUGAGUGUGCAGAGGCAUGUGGAGAGGGUGAUCUCCAUGGUGAAGCAGAGGUACGCCAUGCUCACAGGCCCUGUCGAGAGCCCCUUCACCACGGUCUCUGAGCGCACGUCGAACCUUUCAACCUUUGAUAAGAUUGUGCAAGUUGCUUGUGCCUUAAACAACCUGUGCAUCUCUGCUGCUCCACUAGAGUGAUUCGUACAGAAAUGCCUAGUGCUCCUUAAAGUUGUUGUCUGUAAGAUUUGAGUUAGGUUGUUUCUAGCAGCAGCUUUGGCUCUAAGAUGUAAUUGCAGGCAGGUGUCGACUGUGUGUCGUUGGUAGAUUGGCAGCUCUAACCUGUGUGAUGCCUUCACAUGCUCCAGUCCACACCGAUAGCAGUUUAGUCUAAGAUGAGCUAAGAGCUAAUACAUCCAUAAAGACACCGGCCGUGUGGGGUAGAUGAUAGAGCCGGGGAGGCAGCGGCUAGCUAACAUGGCUAACUGUGCUAACACCGUCAACAGUGCUAACGCAGCCAGCGGGAAUACUCACCGAGGCUAUUGGAGAGGCGCAAUGUUUUCCACGGUGAGGCCCUCUUGUC
Sander lucioperca (pikeperch) is the source of this 1998-nucleotide messenger RNA. RefSeq lists its product as uncharacterized. The record is from RefSeq and is a predicted model, not a curated record. Lineage: Eukaryota; Metazoa; Chordata; Actinopteri; Perciformes; Percidae. The coding region runs from base 87 to 1616 and encodes 509 amino acids. The transcript is spliced from 2 exons.